AUGCAGCCCAUCCGCGAUCUGAAACACAACUUCAGCGUCCCCUCAUCGUCCUCCGUGGCCGGGGGUCCGGACUCCUAUCACCAGGGCAACGUCAGGAUGACACUGGACGACUCUUACCUGUGGAAGGCCUUCCAUGAGGUUGGGACAGAGAUGAUCAUUACCAAGCAGGGCAGGAGAAUGUUUCCACACUGUAAAAUCAACCUGUCUGGACUGCUGCCCUAUGCCAAGUACAUCAUGUUGGUCGACAUGGUUCCGAUUGAUGCAUUCAGGCACAAGUGGAAUAAGGACAAGUGGGAGGUGGCAGGGAAGGCAGAGCCCCAGCCCCCCUGCAGGACCUACCUGCACCCAGAUUCUCCGGCCCCUGGGAGCCACUGGAUGAAGCAGCCUGUGUCCUUCCUGAAGCUUAAGCUGACCAACAACACUCUGGACCAGCAUGGCCAUAUCAUCCUGCACUCCAUGCACCGCUACCAGCCACGCUUCCACAUCGUGCAGGCCGACGACCUGUUCAGCGUGCGUUGGAGCGUCUUCCAGACCUUCACCUUCCCCGAGACAUCCUUCACUGCCGUAACCGCCUACCAGAACACCAAGAUCACCAAGCUGAAGAUUGACCACAACCCCUUUGCCAAAGGUUUCAGGGACGAGGGCACCAACACCAAAAGACGUGCACACAGAAGUCAACCUUAUCCAGAGAAAAUGGCAAAGAAAAUGAACCCCAUGGACAAGGAGUCUCAGGAUGAGAGUUCUCCAGAUUUCCGCAGGUCACCAUACAACGGCUAUGAAGACGAGCACAUGGCGCACCCCAAGAGCAAAGACGGGGCUCCUGUGAAAGAGGAGCGCUACUCGCCCUGGGGUCCUGAGCAGGACCCGUCCCUCAACAUACGCACAGACUCACCCCUGGGCGCCGACGCCCGAGACAUCUACAACUCGGAGCAGCUGGUGCCCACCCCAGCCAGCUACCAGCCCUACAGAAAUCAUGACUAUGGAAAGUCUCCCUCUCCCUCCUCCAGCGCGGGCAGCAGUACUGGACGGCCCAGCUACGAGUCCAGGGUCCCCGAUGUGGCGACGGUCCCUGAGCACGAGGUCCCAAAGCCGCACGCCCUGGAGAUGGGCCCCACCUCCUGUGCCCCACAGCUUCCCCCCGGGCCCCAGGACUACCCGGGGGUCCUCAACAUGUCCAUGCCCGCUGCCAGCAAGCCAGGGGUGCUGGGACACCACCUGUACGCCCCCUACAGCACAGAGCAAGCCCUCGGUCAGUGGAGCGGCCCUGCCCCUGGCCAGUACCCUCCUCCUCCUCCUCCUCACCACCUGCCCGCAGAGUACAGCACGCAAGCAGUGCAUCAUGGGUAUCACCACGGCAACGUAGCUGACUGGAGCCAGUACCCGCUCUUCUCUUACUCCUGCUGGUGA
This is a messenger RNA of Conger conger (European conger), 1407 nucleotides long. It is a transcript of the gene tbx16, whose product is annotated as T-box transcription factor 16. Gene Ontology annotation, molecular function: DNA-binding transcription factor activity, RNA polymerase II-specific; RNA polymerase II cis-regulatory region sequence-specific DNA binding. The record is from RefSeq and is a predicted model, not a curated record. Gene Ontology annotation, cellular component: nucleus. Gene Ontology annotation, biological process: positive regulation of DNA-templated transcription; regulation of transcription by RNA polymerase II; cell fate specification. Lineage: Eukaryota; Metazoa; Chordata; Actinopteri; Anguilliformes; Congridae. Bases 1 to 1407 code for a protein of 468 amino acids. The transcript is spliced from 9 exons.